Messenger RNA from Epinephelus moara (kelp grouper), 2039 nucleotides. It is a transcript of the gene ube2b, whose product is annotated as ubiquitin-conjugating enzyme E2B (RAD6 homolog). Bases 151 to 609 code for a protein of 152 amino acids. NCBI's taxonomy places the organism in Eukaryota, Metazoa, Chordata, Actinopteri, Perciformes, Serranidae. Gene Ontology annotation, cellular component: HULC complex. Gene Ontology annotation, biological process: DNA repair; protein polyubiquitination; proteasome-mediated ubiquitin-dependent protein catabolic process. Gene Ontology annotation, molecular function: ubiquitin conjugating enzyme activity. The record is from RefSeq and is a predicted model, not a curated record. The transcript is spliced from 6 exons.
AAGCAACCGACGUCACCAGAAACAGCUAGCUAGCCAGUUGUUUUGGGAGAAGAAGAAAAGGGUUACAAGCGGAAGAAACACCGGAUUUGGUUUCGGAUAGUACUCGGUUUAUGGUCCUGCUUUAGGAUUUUUUAAAUUACAUUUUGAAUAAUGUCGACCCCGGCAAGGAGACGGCUUAUGAGAGAUUUUAAAAGACUUCAAGAAGAUCCUCCCACCGGUGUGAGUGGAGCACCAUCAGAGAACAACAUCAUGCUUUGGAACGCAGUUAUUUUUGGGCCUGUGGGAACACCGUUUGAAGACGGAACAUUUAAGCUGCUGAUAGAGUUUUCAGAGGAGUACCCAAACAAGCCUCCCACAGUUCGGUUUGUCUCCAGAAUGUUUCACCCAAAUGUUUACGCAGAUGGCAGUAUAUGUUUAGACAUCCUUCAGAACCGCUGGAGCCCCACAUACGAUGUGUCGUCCAUACUCACUUCCAUCCAGUCGUUGCUGGAUGAGCCAAACCCCAACAGCCCGGCCAACAGUCAGGCGGCACAGCUCUAUCAGGAAAACAAGAGGGAGUACGAGAAGAGGGUGACGGCCAUCGUGGAGCAGAGCUGGGUGGACGUCUGAGCUUCUCUCACUCUCUACUCCUUCCUCUCCACCACCCCUCUCUCUUCAUCAUCAAGUACUUCAGUCUUUCAUUUUUACCUCAUCGAGAAAAAAAAAACAAAAAAAAAAACAGCAACUAUAUCAGAAGAACUCAAGUGCCACCGUGAAAAUAAGGAAGAAUGAAAAAAAAAAAAAGAUCCAGAGAACAACCAAACCAGAAUGGACAUUAUCUUGCUUGCCAACACAUUUGAGGAAAUCGAGGGAGGAGAAAUCAAUCUUCUAUUUGUGUUUCUUGUCCUUAAUUUUACUUUUUUUAUUGCAUGAUGUGAAAUAAGUUAUUGCUAACAGAAUUUGUAAUAUAUCUUUGUCGUUUGGUUGGAUUGAUGCUGUUAGUGUUUGAGUUUUACAGACUUUUUUUUCCCCAAACUUUCCUCUUUUUUUGUAUUGUCUGCUGGUGUGCACUCAACUUAGCUGUUUGGAAAGGCAGCUUGAUGACCAAAUCAGCACAUUUGGAAAAAAAAUGCCUUUCAGAGUCCAUAUCAUUGUUACUCUGCAAGUCAGCCAACAGAUGCAGUUUGUAAAAGAACAAUCCCUGAUCUGCUCCAGCAUAUCUCUGUUAUUUUAAGAGACGCUGUAGGUUUGGGCUCACAGACGUCACAGGCUGCAACAGCGCCAAGUCUCCCUUGCACUGAUGAAUCAUGGCUAGGCAGCUCUGAGCUUUUAUUCCAGUCAUCUCUGCUCCAUGGUAGAUUAUGUUCAAGAGGGAGUGUUAUGAGAAAGUAAAUAUUAAAAUCGGGAUGGGACAGGAUAAAUUUGUACUGAUGAAAAGGAUGUGGGAAUCUCAGCUGAGCCAAGGAAAUGCUGUAUUCAUUGCAAUCAUUUGAGUCAAGUCUUCCCGCUGUUGUUCUGUGUCCCAGUGUCUCUGUUAAGUGUUAUAAAAUGUGUGUGGGAGCCUCUGAGCUCAGGAGCUCAACAGUGCUUGAAGAUUUUCUUGAAUGAUGGUGCUAUAUCAUUUUAAUAUGGUGCAUUCAUAAUGGUUACCGGGGCUUGAACGACAGUGGUAGCAAGUAGAAUUAGAAUGAAUUUGGUAGAUAGAAUGUGGUCUAGUCUGCUCAUUUUCUAAAAUACACCUUUGUAUCAGUUGUUAUAGCUCAUAAUUGAACCGAAAAUUGAAGAUAAAUGCAGAACUAGAUACAAAGUGUUCUCCGCUCACUCUCCUGACAGCUCAUCUUAGGCUAGCGCCCACAUGGUUUUCCAGUUUCGCCCGCCACAGAAAGUAAACGACUUCCGAAUGCUUUGUUGCCUGUGACGCGCGUCAGUGUGAAUGAAGAGCCUGUGCUUUUGAUCCUUCUCUUAAAAUAACACAGCUGACAUAUGAAUUAACAAAUGAGCAGAGGAUAAAAGCAGUGCAGUCCGGGAUAGUCUUUUUUUUUUUUUUUUUUUUUUUCGCU